Molecule: messenger RNA, 732 nt
Organism: Suillus subaureus
Lineage: Eukaryota; Fungi; Basidiomycota; Agaricomycetes; Boletales; Suillaceae
Exons: 2
Coding region: 1-732 (243 amino acids)
Source: RefSeq, a predicted model, not a curated record
AUGGAUUGGAAGGCCUCAAUUUACCAGCGGCAUUACAACUCGCUUGGAAGGGAACCCAAAAAUUUUGGAAGCUGCUUAGAAGCAAUAGAGGGUCUUGCAAGAGACAGGAGUGGUUGGAGGCAGGCACGGCAGCACGACAAGUUCAAGGAGAUGGGAGUGGUUGGAGGCAGGCAACAGUGGCAUGACAAGUUCAAGGAGAUGGGAGUGGUUGGAGGCAGGCAUGGCAGCACGGCAAGUUCAAGGAGAUGGGAGUGGUUGGAGGCAGGCAACGGCAGCACUGGAAGUUCAAGGAGACGGGAGUGGUUGGAGGCAGGCGUCAACGGCAGCACCGUAAGUUCAAGGAGAUGGGAGUGGUUGGAGGCAGGUGUCAAUGGCAGCACCACAAGUUCAAGGAGACGGGAGUGGUUUAAAUUGGAGGCAGGCGUCAAUGGCAGCACAACAAGUUCAAGGAGACAGGAGUGGCUGGAGGCAGGUGUUGACGGCAGCACCACAAGUUCAAGGAGACAGGAGUGGUUGGAGGCAGGAAACAGCAGCACCACAAGUUCAAGGAGACAGGAGUGGUUGGAGGCAGGUGUCAAUGGCAGCACUACAAGUUCAAGGAGAUGGGAGUGGUUUAAAUUGGAGGCAGGCAUCAAUGGCAGCACGACAAGUUCAAGGAGACGGGAGUGGUUGGAGGCAGGCAACAGCAGUAUGACAAUGAAAGUUCAAGGAGAUGGGAGUGGUUGGAGGUAA